Messenger RNA from Puntigrus tetrazona (Sumatra barb), 1164 nucleotides. RefSeq names its product protein C19orf12 homolog. The coding region runs from base 165 to 590 and encodes 141 amino acids. Lineage: Eukaryota; Metazoa; Chordata; Actinopteri; Cypriniformes; Cyprinidae. The transcript has 3 exons. The record is from RefSeq and is a predicted model, not a curated record.
CCAUGACAUAGCGCUUGUUGGCGUGAUGUGUUGACUCCUGGAGGUUUAAUAGUUGACUUGAGUCGCCAAGUCUCCAAAUGAUUGGUGCCAUUAAUUUGGUUUUAUAUUGUUAAUAGGGAAUCUAAAGUUGCCUUUAAAGUUGUAUUGUAAUAUUUCCAAGCAAGAUGCCGCCACGCGUUGAUGACGUAAUGAAGCUGUGCUGUGAACUGUCCGCAAACCAGCAAGUAAAAACCGCGGUAAAGCAGUCUGGAAAAGGAGCAGCGGCCGCUGGUGGUUUGGCUUUUGCAGGAGGCUUAAUAGGGGGUCCACUGGGAAUUGCCGUGGGUGGGGCCGUUGGUGGACUGAUUGGAUGCUGGAUGACAAGCGGACAGUUUAAACCUCUUCCUCAGGUCAUCAUGGAACUGACACCUGACCAGCAGCGCAGACUCUACGAAGAUAUUGCCACCGUUUUAGGCUCAAUAACAUGGACCGAUGUGGCACAGCUGACUGCCCUUGUUAUGGGAAAUGCCACACUACAGCAACAAGUGACCGCUGCUCUUUUGAGCUACAUACAAAAGGAACUUCAAGCCGAAGUGCAUUACGUAGACUGACGUGACCUUGUUUUUAAUGAGAAACGACAUUUCAAACCAUUAUAGUCAUGUGUCAUACGGGUUGAUUGGAUGCUUGAGUACGGUAGUUGAAACUGGUGUACAGCAUAUUAGUAUUGUAUAAAAAUGUUUUUAACUAUAUAUGGUACAUCUGAAUAUGUGAUAUCUUGUUUUCUCCACAGGAUAAAUUGAGUUUUUUUUUUUUUUUUUUUAAUCUUACGAUUAUGACUCUCUCGCAAUUUAGAGUUUAUAUAAAUGCAAUUGUUAUAAAAAAAGAAUCAUACGGGGUUAAAAAAUAGACUACAAAAUCGUGAGAAAUUUCUAAUGGAAAAAGCAAACUAGCAAUUAUGAUAAAAAAAUACAUCCUGAUUGGUGAGAUGAAGAUGGUGACUGAAUUAUAUUUCACAUUUUUUCCCCAUCCCAGAAACAAGCUUCCCUAUGAAUCUGACGCAAUAUCUAUUCUUUGCAAGGCGCAGCUCGUUUUCAGAAAGAUUAUACAUUGUUGAUUAUAUGUGAAUGAUAUUGUUGAAUGCCUUUUUAAAAAUAUUUAAUUAAACACUUUAUUUAUGGUCUGAAA